AUGCGCGUCGGGAGGGUUUCGCUGCUCGCCCUUGCCGCUCUUGCGGCUUUUCUACCGUUUGUUUUGGGACAAGACUGCACAACCACCGUCUCCACAGCGGCCGACUUGGACCAGGCACUGCGCGGUUUUACGACCGAUGUCGUCGUGUGCAUCCAGCCAGGAACAUACGCACUCAACAACCCUAUGAUCUAUGUCAGCAGGACAGUUCGCGGUUUGGGAGCAGGCCCUGGGGAUGUAGUCAUCACUCCAUAUUAUGCUGGCAACGGCAACGUACUUAACGUGAAUUCCAUGCAGCCUGUCACUUUGAGCAAUUUCCGACUGUCCGGCGGUGAAACUGGCCUGGUUGUGACGAAUGCCGCUAAUGUAAUCAUCUCAGACCUCAUUGUGGACUCGAACACGCAAACUUCAUCCGGACAAGCCGCUGGCAUCCACCUUGGCAGCAGCGUCACAAUCAGUAUUACGGACUCUAUCAUUUCCAGCAAUGCCGCUUAUGAAUAUGGCGGUGGCAUGAUUGUGGCCGGUGCAAGCAACGUUCAACUCACGAACGUGACUUUCGUCGGCAACUCGGGAGAUCUAAGUUCGAGUUUUUCAGAAGGGUAUGGUGGCGCGAUCGCUAUUUCCGGAAGUGACAGCACGUUUAUUAAUAACACGGCCGAAAAUGGAGGUGCCAUUGGCAUCACGGAGCAUAUGACCGGCGUCCAGGUGGCUAUCUCCAAGUCCACGUUCUCAGGCAAUAUUGCCGAAGACAGUGGUCACGCCUUUUUUUCUGACAGCCAGACUACUACACUUGUGAUUUAUCAAAGCACGUUUACCGGCAAUGUCGACACCGAGAAUGUUGCCGACACUGCGAGCAUUUGGCUUUCUACAACUGGCUUUGCGAGAGUGUUGAUCUAUAACAUGAUAUCUUCCGGCCAGAAUUUCACAACACCGCGCAACUGGGACAUUGAUAUCGAGUCCGCGUCCGGAUUGGCUCUGUGGACUACGAGCGACGCCGCGCGCCUCACCACGCCCUCCACUUUCAAGUCUGCCGACUCGGCUCCGGGCAUUUUCUGUCCGUAUGCCACCGCUCAAGGAGCGACAACUUGGAUGAUUAGUGUCAUUGACGAGUGCACGUUUGCUUCGCGAACGUCCGUUGCCACCAUUUCGGCGUCGCGUGCUUCCAUUUCUCUCGCCUCCGCCAGUUCAGUGUCGCAAGCUUCAGCUGAUUCUGUCGCCUCCUUCAUGUCCAAGGUGUCAUUUACAUCCGCUGUGUCGGCAUCCUCUGCCUCUGCACGAUCUGCAGUGUCGGCCGCGUCGGUGCAAUCCUCCCUCUCCAUUGUUUCUGCGAAAUCGGCAACGUCAGCCGCUACGGUUUCUGCCCGAUCAGUAACAUCUGCCGCUUCGAUUUCUGUGCAGUCGGCAUUGUCCGCAGCAUCGAUGGAAUCCUCCCUCUCCAUUGCUUCUGCGAAAUCGGCAACGUCAGCCGCUACGGUUUCUGCGAAAUCGGCAACAUCUGCCGCAACGGCUUCUGCGAAAUCGGCUUUGUCCGCAGCAUCAAUGGAGUCCUCCGCUUCCAAGGCUUCAGUUGCUUCGGCAACAUCAGCCGCUACGGUUUCUGUAAAAUCGGCAACAUCAGCUGCUACUGUUUCUGCGAAAUCGGCUUUGUCCGCAGCAUCGAUGGAGUCCUCCGCUUCCAGGGCGUCGGUGAUUGCGGCAACAUCAGCCGCUACGGUUUCUGUGAAAUCAGCAACAUCAGCUGCUACUGUUUCUGCACAAUCGGCAGCAUCCGUAGCAUCGAUGGAAUCCUCCGCUUCCAGGGCGUCAGUGAUUGCGGCAACAUCAGCCGCUACGGUUUCUGUGAAAUCGGCAACAUCCGCUGCUACUGUUUCUGCGAACUCUGCAGCAUCCGUAGCAUCGAUGGACUCCUCCGCUUCCAGAGCGUCAGUUAUUGCUGCAACGUCAGCCGCUACGGUUUCUGCAAAAUCGGCAGCAUCUGUUGCAUCGGUAGGACAGGGAUCAAGUGCCAGCGUCGCAUCCAUUGCUUCAGUGUCGUCCGCAUCUGCCGCCUCUGUCACAUCUGCCCUCUCUGCUACAUCGGCUGCAUCAGUUGCCAGUAUCGAAUCCGUUGCUUCAGCGUCAUCCGCUUCUGCCGCCUCUGUCACAUCUGCACAGUCAGCUACGUCGGCCGCAUCAAUUGCCAGUGUCGCAUCUGUUGCUUCAGUGUCAUCCGCUUCUGCCGCAUCUGCCACCUCUGCUCAGUCGGCCGCUUCGGUCCAAUCCAGCGAAUCAGUUGCAUCCGUUUCUUCUCUGUCCUCUGCUUCUGCGGCCUCCGCCAUCUCUGCCGAGUCAGUCGCUUCGGUCCAAUCCAGCGCAUCAGUGGCAUCCGUUUCCUCCCUGUCCUCCGCAUCGGCAGCCUCUGCCACUUCUGCUCAGUCAGUCGCGUCGGUCCAAUCCAGCGAAUCGGUCGCGUCGGUUGCUUCCCUGUCCUCCGCGUCUGCGGCUUCUGCAACGUCUGCACUGUCCGCAGCAUCUGUCCAAUCCAGUGCAAGUGUUGUUUCCGCAUCGUCGGUCUCCGCAUUGUCGGCCACAUCCGCACUGUCCGCAGCAUCGGUUCAAUCCAGUGCAAGCGUUGUUUCCGCAUCAUCGGCAUCCGCGUUGUCGGCCACCUCUGCUCUGUCGGCCGCAUCGGUCGAGUCAGUCGCAUCUGUUGCAUCACUGUCCUCUGUAUCGGCGGCCUCGGCCACAUCUGUGCAGUCUUCAGCAUCGGUUGCCUCCAGGGCAAGCGUUGCUUCUGUAUCCUCUGCUUCCGCUGUAUCCGCUUCAAUUGCAUCGGCGUCCUUGGUCCCGAUAUCGAUCGAAUCUGCAUCUGUGAAAUCUGUCUCGUCCGUUUCAGUCGCCUCGGUUCGAUCGAUUGCUUCUGUAUCUGCCGCUUCCGUUGCUUCGUUGCAACCGACCUCACAGCCGCCGAGCAGUUCUGCAGCAGUGGCUCCCAUUAUUGGCGGAGCUGUUGGAGCAAUCAUCGUCCUCGUCGUUCUCGUUGUGCUUGUGGUGGUCCUGCGCCGGCGCAAGCGCAAGACUCUGUCAACGUCCGCUGCCUGGCACACGCAAAUGCAGCUGAAUCCGCUUGCGCUCUCUCACGCACACCCAGCCAACCCGACUUACGACGUUCUCAAUGGGCAACAUGGGUCGGAUGUCCAGCUCUACGACCAGCUGACGGGAGUCCCAGUCGCCCCUCACGUUUCGAACAAAGCCAUCGAGGCCGGUCUGUACGAAAGCCUGAAUUCUUCGGACCCGACGUAUGCCGAUCCGAGUAUCGCUCGACAGCCUUUGCACCCCGGCACCGUGAUUGCCAACCCGCUGUUCGACAGCGAGUACGAUCAUCUGAACACGCCGGCCGACCAGCCACAACAACCCAGCGACACGUACGCCCAGCCAAACCCGACACUGACUGCCUAUACCACCGUGGGUGCCGCCUGGCGCGAGUCCCAAGUCGCCGCCCCGAUCGAGUAUGCGAAUUCCCACCAGCCCCAGUAUGCUGACCUGAGUCUUGACCAGCAGCCGUGAGUUACAAUCCCG
This is a messenger RNA of Capsaspora owczarzaki ATCC 30864, 3555 nucleotides long. RefSeq lists its product as hypothetical. The record is from RefSeq and is a predicted model, not a curated record. The coding region runs from base 1 to 3543 and encodes 1180 amino acids. NCBI's taxonomy places the organism in Eukaryota, Filasterea, Ministeriida, Capsasporidae. The transcript has 4 exons.